AUGUGGCUACCUUUGGGAGCAAAGCUACUGGAGAUCGGGAGCAUCGCAAUUACAAGCAAACAAUCGGUGCCCCGAGUGCCACCAUCCCACAAACCGCAAUGGGUCCGACUACAAGACCCAAACCGCAACGAGCUGCACUUGCGCAACGAAAGCAGAGCAGCUCUCUUAUGGUUAUCGCAAUGCUUUUCAGCAUCUCGGGUGCGCUCCCUCAAGCAAUACCCCAUCAUGCACUGCAUGGCCGCGGCAGACGCCAGAGCAGACGGGAAUCUGGUGGGAAUCGGUGGAUGGAUAAGCACUUCCACACAGUUUGCUUGGUUCGCAGAGCAAUGGGAUAUGACAGAGGUCCGCAAAUAUUGGCCACAGCUUAAAGAAGCACCGCAAAAGUACAUCGCAUGCUUCGAAACGUUGGUGCAACUGGCACUGGCUAUGUUGGCCAAAACCCGCAUGCAAGCAAAGCAUUGGAGAUUUUCCCUGCCGUCGGCAUGCGAUAACACCAGCGCCGAAGCGGGCAUCAACAAGUUGUUUACUACCGCGCCACCGCUGAGCGACUUCCUCAAGCUGGUGGCAACGGGGACGUUCCUUCACCGCACGUCGGAGGGG
Symbiodinium sp. CCMP2456 is the source of this 600-nucleotide messenger RNA. Lineage: Eukaryota; Dinophyceae; Suessiales; Symbiodiniaceae. The record is from the annotation of a GenBank genome assembly.